CUCUGUAAAACUCACUCCACACAGACAUGCACUCUCUCUGCACUGGAGUCUGGCCUAAGGGAACACUUCAGGAAUCUCUCUCACGUCUCUAAAAUACUUUACUAACACCUAAAACAGCUACCAGGAAACUGAAAACACACAAACCAUGGCUGGACUUAAGUACCUGAGUGGGUUUGGAAAUGAGUUCUCCUCUGAAGACCCUCGCUGUCCUGGAUCGUUACCUGAGGGGCAGAACAACCCCCAGGUUUGUCCAUACGGUCUCUAUGCGGAGCAGCUCUCUGGUUCUGCUUUCACCUGCCCCCGACCAGCCAAUAAGAGGAGCUGGCUGUACCGCAUCCUUCCAUCUGUCAAACAUAAGCCUUUCACUGCGGUGCCAUGUGGGGAUCUGUUAGAGAACUGGAACGAGGUGGAACCUGAUCCAAACCAGAUGCGGUGGCUUCCUUUCACCAUUCCUAAAGUGGCAGAGAAGAAAGUGGACUUUGUAGCAGGUCUGCACACAGUCUGUGGUGCUGGAGAUUCCAAAUCACGCAAUGGCAUCGGCAUCCACAUGUACACGUGCAACACCUCCAUGGUGGACAGGUGCUUCAAUAACUCUGAUGGAGACUUCCUGAUUGUUCCCCAGAAGGGCGAGAUCUUGAUCACUACAGAGUUUGGGAAGAUGAUGGUGGAGCCGAAUGAGAUUUGUGUCAUCCAGCAAGGGAUGCGCUUCAGUGUUGAUGUGUUUGGAGAAACCAGAGGGUACAUUCUGGAGGUGUAUGGAUGCCACUUUGAACUUCCUGACCUGGGCCCAAUAGGAGCCAACGGUUUGGCCAACCCCAGGGAUUUCCUGUGUCCAGUUGCUUGGUACGAGGACCGAACCGUAUCUACGGGUUACACCGUCAUCAACAAAUACCAGGGGAAACUCUUUGCCUGCCAACAGGAAUUUUCUCCCUUCAAUGUAGUCGCCUGGCACGGCAACUACACACCUUACAAAUACAACCUGACGAACUUCAUGGUGAUCAACUGUGUGGCCUUCGACCAUGCGGAUCCAUCAAUUUUCACCGUGCUGACAGCCAAAUCCACACGUCCUGGGGUGGCCAUUGCCGACUUCGUCAUCUUCCCACCACGGUGGGGCGUGGCUGACCACACCUUCCGUCCACCAUACUAUCACCGUAACUGCAUGAGUGAAUUCAUGGGCCUGAUCAAAGGCCACUACGAGGCCAAAGAGGAGGGUUUCCAGCCAGGAGGUGGCAGCCUCCACAGCAUAAUGACCCCACAUGGCCCAGAUGCUGACUGCUUUGAGAAGAAUAGCACCACUGAUCUUAAACCUGAGAGAGUGGCGGAAGGAACCAUGGCUUUCAUGUUUGAGUCGUCCUUCAGUAUGGCAGUGACAAAGUGGGGUCUGCAGACAUGUCAGAGGCUGGACAAGAGCUAUUACCAAUGCUGGGAACCACUCCGCAGCCACUUCAACCCCAAAUGGAAGCCCAGCCAACAGUAGACAAAGUGGAAACAUUUUAACCAAUAAUGCCCCGUUUUUCCAAAACCUAAGAAACUUAAUUUUAAUGUUCUAGUGUAGUGAUGUUAACAACAAACUUAAUGGGCUACUAAAAUGGUCUGGUCAAUAAAAGUUAUACUAACAUAUUGUAUACAAAUGUUUAUAUGAACAUCUAAUCAUAAUUUUAAAGGGAUCCUACCAUAUUUUUGACUCAAAUGUUUCUAAUGGGACAGUUCAAAUUUGAAGUGUCAAUGUGAGCCAUUGAUUUAUUCUAAUGUGAAGUACUGACAAUACAAGGAGACUGAGUAACAACAUAAUCUUCUGGCUGCUCCUUUUGCAGGUUCCCACAACAAAUCAGCUGGCUCCAUCUCACCUCAGAAAUAUUCUUGCUUUUCUUGUUUCUUUGCUGGUUAGGCUCCAUCGCACGCUUAACCAUUGUCUGAAUAAUUUCAACCCCGCUUGUCUAAGGUUAUCUCUUCACUCAUGGACUGUUUCUAUGCUUCAGGUGUAUUUAAUUUCCUGGUUUAAAGCAUCUUCAACUCUACUAUUUCUGGCUCAGUUCUGUCUUUAAGAUGGUUUACAUUACUGUUUCAUCCCUGCAGAUCUCACUGCUGCCAUGUACAUGUUCCCUUGCAACCUUGUUGAUAUUCAUGAUCACACCCUUAAAGUCUGCCGUCAUCCUCUUUA
Molecule: messenger RNA, 2161 nt
Organism: Cynoglossus semilaevis (tongue sole)
Lineage: Eukaryota; Metazoa; Chordata; Actinopteri; Pleuronectiformes; Cynoglossidae
Gene: hgd
Product: homogentisate 1,2-dioxygenase
Exons: 14
Coding region: 146-1477 (443 amino acids)
Biological process (GO): L-phenylalanine catabolic process
Cellular component (GO): cytoplasm
Molecular function (GO): homogentisate 1,2-dioxygenase activity
Source: RefSeq, a predicted model, not a curated record